Cryptotermes secundus is the source of this 8121-nucleotide messenger RNA. It is a transcript of the gene botv, whose product is annotated as exostosin-3. Lineage: Eukaryota; Metazoa; Arthropoda; Insecta; Blattodea; Kalotermitidae. Gene Ontology annotation, cellular component: membrane. The transcript has 15 exons. The record is from RefSeq and is a predicted model, not a curated record. The coding region runs from base 374 to 3391 and encodes 1005 amino acids. Gene Ontology annotation, molecular function: glycosyltransferase activity.
UACUUGUACACUGUCGUUCUGUUAUCUAUUAAGAAUAUUUUAAUGUAGAGUGCGGUAGAGUGGGUCAUUUAUCGAUCCACAUAGAACAUCAAACGGAGAAAGAAUCGAUAAGUAUGGCAAUUUUCAAGCUCCUCUUGAAACAAGUGAGAAGAAAUUUGGAAUUGGGAAUUGUUGUUUUGUUUUCGCAAUGGAAAUUAACACGAGAGUAUUGUUGUGUGGUCGCAAACACAAAAGGAGAUAUAAAGUUUGGUGAUGUUCAAGGUUUUGGUCUUGAAGGUUAUGUUGUGAUAGCCUAUGCGGUAACACAGCAGUGACUAAAAUCAUGAAGUGGAAUGCAAGGCAGAUGUAUGAAGUAAUGUCAUCCUAAUGCAAAAUGACACUGGACUUGGGUGGUGCAUCAUCGUACAAUGGCCUUGGCAGUAAGGAGGUGUUCUGUCACUGGCUGAGCCAUGUGAAGUUGUCACGUAUCAUCGUGUUAGUCUCUCUUGUGCUGAUCAUCGUUCCACUUAUUACACAUUACUACUUGUCAAAGGUUGAAAGCAAUGUGCCAAAUGGAGAUGUCCAUCGCACACGAUCCAAGCUGGAGGCUUUUGAAGACUUUAGCACUCUCAAAGCGUCUGACCUGAAACUCCGCAUAGAAGAAAUGUUGAGGAUUAAAGGAUCGGUUAGUGCAGAACUCCGAGAUCUUGAGGCCAAGAGACAGCGGUUGCAAUUAGAGGUGGUUGGAUUCACACAACGUAUUGAUGAGCUGAAGCUGGAACUAAUUCAUCAGCAAACAGAACUUGAGCGACUGAAAAUUUCAGUUGAACAGGCCCAAGUUGCUCAGAGGGAAGCCCUUCAGAGAAACACUCCUGACCUAGCUCUUCCUCGGAGACUGCUGCCAUCUUCUGCCCCAGAAAAAUUUCUCCCACAGAAACGAACAGAGAGUCAUUCUUGCCGCAUGUAUAAUUGCUUUGAUUAUUCCCGGUGUUCACUUACUUCUGGUUUCCCUGUCUUCCUUUAUGAUCCUGACCAUUACCCAGUCGUUGCACCAGGCUGGGAAAUUGAGGGUUUUGUCAAAACCACUCUGAAACAGACUCUGGGUUAUAAUCCGCAUUUCACUUCUGAUCCAAAAGUUGCAUGUAUAUAUUUAGUUUUAAUUGGUGAAGCAUUAACUGUACCAAGGAGACAGAAUACUCAGAUCAACAGCACUAAAGUACCUGCAAAAACCCUCCAAGAAAAACUUUUACACAAUCUUCCAUAUUGGGGAGGGGAUGGACGAAAUCAUGUUCUUCUCAAUUUUGCACGCAGUAGUAGUAUCCAUGACAGCAGGGAUACAUCAACUGGCGGCCGUGACAUAUUUCUUGGUGUUGAUACUGGACGAGCCAUUCUCAUUCAGUCAACAUUUAUGCGAGCCACGUUUCGUCACAGUUUUGAUGUUGUAACUCCACCCAUUUUGGGUCCUCCAGGAGGAGACAUAUGGCAAGACUGUCCAUCCAUGUUGCCUGCCCGGCGGCGAUACCUCCUUUCAUUUCAAGGGGAAUUCCGUUAUUCAUCAAAUCUAGCCACAACAAAGGAAGCUACAGUAAAGAAUCUUGUUCAAACUGUUGAUAAUGUGGACGAUGCAGAUCUGAAUGAGGACCGGGAAGAUUAUAUAGCUGAAUCAAAAAGAAAAACUGGUGUUAGUGAUGCUGAUGAUGAUGUUGACAGAUUUAUAAUGGAACACUUGCAGGGAAUGGCAUAUGGAUCAACAUCAGACCGAUUUCUCUUUCAUUUUGAGUGCUCCCUAUCAGUCAGUUUACCAAACACUGAAGAGACAUUUAAAAAGUUAAAUACAGGUGAUUGGCUGCCCAACGCAAGGAAGGUUCCAGAUUCAUGGGGGGAAUGGGCCCUAUGUGGAACAGAGUCCUCUCGAACAAAUGUUUUGAAGGAUUCAACAUUUGCACUGGUAAUGGCUCCCAAAAAUAUCAGCGUGGUAUCAACAACUGUGGUGCAGAUACGUGUGUAUGAAGCAAUUAGAGCUGGUGCAAUACCUGUUUUGCUUGGAGGAGAUCGACUCGAGAUGGCAUAUGGGGAAGUUGUAGACUGGCACAGAGCUGCUUUGUUCCUCCCAAAGGCACGAAUCACAGAGAUGCAUUUUUUCCUUCGCUCCAUUUCGGAUUCAGACCUACUAUCAUUACGACGUCAGGGUCGUCUGAUAUGGGAGCGUUAUUGCUCCUCAGUGCAGAGUGUAGUGGAUACUGUUGUGGCAGUCUUGAGGGACAGGCUUGCCAUCCCUCCUCUACCCAUACAAGAUGAACCUUCUCCCAGUGUGUUCAAUUCUACAUUCACACCUCUGAGAACUGAAGCAGUGGUAUCAGAAACAGAACCAGAAGAGAGUCUUGGCCCAAUUGAACCACCUUAUCCUUCACCAAGCUAUAAGCGCAACUAUACAGUUUUCCUAACACAGGGUCAUGAGAUGUGGAAUGAUUGGGGUGACCCAUUUCGACUCUACCCGCAGUUACCCUUUGAUGUACUUCUGCCAUCUGAUGCAAAAUUUGUUGGCUCUGGAAUGGGAUUUCGUCCAAUUGGAAGGGGUGCAGGUGGUGCUGGGAAGGAAUUUUCAGAAAAUCUUGGAGGAAACAAUCCCAGGGAGCAGUUUACCAUUGUUAUGCUUACAUAUGAACGAGAGCAGGUACUGAUUAACUCCUUGAGUAGACUGUAUGGACUGCCAUACCUGAACAAAGUUGUAGUCAUAUGGAACUCUCCCAAACCUCCUUUAGAAGACUUACGCUGGCCCGACAUUGGAGUCCCUGUGCAUGUGGUGAAAGCAAGUCGAAAUAGCUUGAACAACAGGUUUCUCCCUUAUGAUGCCAUUGAAACUGAAGCUGUGCUUUCAGUAGAUGAUGAUACACACCUGCGACAUCAUGAAAUUGUUUUUGGUUUCAGGGUUUGGCGAGAGCAGCGGGAUAGAGUAGUUGGCUUCCCAGGCAGAUUCCAUGCCUGGGACCUCAAUAAUGGAGGAUGGCUCUACAAUUCUAAUUACUCAUGUGAGCUGUCUAUGGUGUUAACAGGCGCUGCAUUCUUUCACAAGUAUUACAUGUACCUCUACUCGUACUGGCUGCCACAAGCUGUAAGAGACAAAGUGGAUGAAUACAUGAACUGUGAAGACAUUGCAAUGAACUUUCUUAUCUCACACAUCACAAGGAAGCCACCAGUCAAGGUGACUUCUCGAUGGACCUUUCGCUGUCCAGGUUGCCCAGUUUCCUUGUCUGAGGAUGAUACACAUUUUCAGGAGAGACACAAAUGUAUAAAAUUUUUUACACAGGUGUUUGGGUACACUCCACUACUCAAUACCCAGUUUAGAGCAGAUUCUAUACUCUUCAAGACCAGAAUUCCACACGACAAACAGAAGUGCUUCAAAUUCAUAUGAUGUUUUAUAUCACAUGCUAUUGAGGUCAUAUCAGUUUGAUUAUGGAAUGUGUAUUUUAAAUUUCUGCCUUCAGUGUGGAUUACAAUCACAGCUUGUAGCCAGUGUAGCAGAAUCACAGACUGAGUGUGUGAACAUACGAAGUCAACAUGUACAUAAAUUACCUCCCACUGAAGGAGGACUGUUUAUGUGUCUAGAGAUAAUUCUUUUCAUCUCUAGUUGUGGUGCCAUAUAUUGGUUUUUGAUUUCUUAGUUUUUUAAAUGAUGUUCAUUGUCAUGAACGUAAGUAGUGAAUUUUAUUUUAACAGUGGAUCAUAUUGUUUAUAUUUUGUGUGUUCUUUUGUUUAAUUUCAGAGGUUGAAAAAUCUGAGUGAAGUAUGUUCUAAGUAGUGCAGCAAAGCAAAUUAUCUGAGCUGGGAUAACACUGUAGGGCUGUUACAUAUUGAACAAGACUAUACAUAUGUACUUGUGGAUAAGUCACCUUCCAUUCAUUUGCACUUCCUCAUGCUUUUAGUCAAAAUGAAUGCAUCAGUCAUCAGAUUCUUGAGACUAUGAAAGUUGUGGUGCAUGACCUGUAGCCCAUAAUUGUGCUAGUGUGUGCACAUAUAACUUGUCUGCGGGGGUUCCUCAAGGUUCCAUUCUUGUCCCAGUAUUAUACAGUCUAUAUAUAAAAAUUAUGCCCCUGCUACACCUGGAACUCAUCUUGCUCUGUUUACAGAUGUUACCUAUAUUUACGGGACAGAGUAACAUGAAUGUUGUGUUCUCUGCAAACUGCAAUGUGGACUCACUGCGGUAAAUUAGUGGUGUGAAUGCUGGAACAUAAAGAUCAAUGAAGUGAUAAGUCAGGUGAUCUAUAUCUUCAGAAGACAACUAAGCAGAUGAGAUGUUCCCUGUGUAAAUAGUAUACCAUAUUUUAGUGUAACUUUCAGCCGGAUGACAUGGAGACACCAUAUCAAAAGGACUAGCCAAAGCCUUGCACACAUACAUAAGGACCUAUUCUCCAUUUAAAAGUGGGUGUUUAAGUACAAAUAUUAAGCUUAUGCUUUACAAAGCUCUGAUUUUAGUCAGUUAUGACUUAUGCCUGUCCACCUGGGAGUAUGCAGCAGAUGCUUACCUCUUGAAACGGCAGCCCCUGCAGAACAGAACACUCUGCGCUACUGGAAAUCUUGACUGGUGCACACCAGUUCGAGAAUUACGUGUGGCUUUCAGAAUUCCUUAUGUGUGUGACUGUAUAUCUAGAUUAUGCAGGUAACAGGCAGAAUUAAUCCUAAACCAUGUAAAGCGAAGUGUACGUGGUACUGGACAAGGAGAAGCCAGUCAUAGGAAAUAUAAGAGGCCUAAACUUGGCGGCGGUCAGAUGGCUGUUCAGCAGACUAACUACAAUUUCAGAGUAGUUAUGUAAGUUAAGGCAUAGUCUGCUGCAUAAGCCUUCGUUGACAGGAAACCUCUGUAUGCUUUGUAUAAAUGUUACCUAGUGUAGUGCAGUGACAAAGAAUGCACAGUGACCUGGAUGCUAUGACAUUAUGGAUAUACUUGUGCUGAAACUACAGUGCAGCAGACAUAGUGCCUACAUAGAAAGACCUACCUUUCCUUCAUUGAAGAGGAAGCCCCAUUUCAAAACACGUACGUGUCUAGGAGAGAAUAAAAAUCUUGGUCAUAGAUCUCGAGGAGACUGAAGCUAGGAGUAACUGUGCUUGUGAAGGCCAGCAGCAAUUUAACUGACCCACCGAGGCAGAGUGUUCCGAAGGCUCCUACAGCCAACAGUAAAAUAUGGUCAUGAGUCCCGUGGGAUUCAGAACAAAUAAUCACUGUGUUGGUGAGGGCCAGGAGCAACUUAGCAGUCAGAAGUAGAGUGGUCUAAAGUCUCCCAGAGCUGUCAGACAGCAAUACAUGGUCAUGAGUCCCAUGAGACUCAGAACCAAGAAUCAGUGUGCUGGCAAGGGCCAGCAGUAGUUUAGCAGUCUGUCAGUGAGUUAGUUGUGAGAUGGUAGCCAGCCAGCAAUGACAUGAGCACAAGACCAGAAGAAUCUCCAUUUUUGGGAACUAUAACUAAGCAAUGGCUAAUGAAGACUAUAACAGAUGAAGACAGAGUAUGCUAUAGCGAUUUGUUAAGCGUGUAGAUUAGUGGUAGUGCUGUAAUUAUUUGUAGUUAUGACCCUUCAGUAAAUCCAUUUACCAACCCAAACCCCAUGUCUGGUCACUAACAUGUGACAAUGUAAUGAAGUCUGCUUACAAUGAAAUCUCAACUGACCCAAUCACAUGUCUGACAAGUUAUAUUUAAUUCAGUACUUCUGUGGCUAAUCUGGUAAUGUAUGUAGCAGCAUUGCAACCUUUAACAGGAUAAUGCAUGCUGUCCAGGCAAUAUAGAGAUCACGAGUGUAGCAUAUUGUCAGUACACUGUCAUGUUACAGACAGGUCUUUGUAAUAGUGUCAUCAGUCUAGUCAUUGCUUUUACACAAGGAAAUGGAAGUACAUAAUUUAUUGCAGAAACAUUAUCCCUGAUAUACAAACUGAAGCUCUCAAAGUGUCUGUAACUUCAGCAAUUUCACCUGCACUCUUAUAUUUUUCUUGAACCUUCUUUUCCAUUUAAUGAAGAUAAAUACUUCAGAGUAAUCCAUAAUUUGCUUUAUAAAACAAGCAUUAGUCAUUCUCUAGCAAUACACACUGUAUAUCAAAAGAGUGACAGAAAACUAAAACUGUUAACAUUGUUUAGGAACAUGGUAGAAUGUGUGAGAUGUUAUUGCAACAACUUUAACAAAUAGAACAGUGAUGGUAAUGAUGUAUUUAUAUAUUUAUUUAUUUAUCUAUUUAUGAAGAGUACUAUCUUCUGGGAUGUGAUUCCAUGUAAUCUGAUAGAAGUUCGUUGAAAUUACAGAGAAAUAUACUGCCUCCAUUUCCAGGGCAAAGAGUAAGUCUAAUAAGCAAGCUGUUCAUUUCCACUCUACAUUCUUGGUAUUGGAGAAAUCUUAUAAUAAAUGCAGGUUUCUGUGUAAUUCUGGUUCUGUUUUAAGUAGUGGUUACUGUAGUUUUGUUUUAUUUAUGUAAUGAGGGAUCACAGGGUGUUCAUCUUAAGUAUAUUGAGCACUGCCAUUAAUCACAGUAGACAUUCCUACAAAUGUGAGGUAGGCACAGUGACUGUUCAUUAUGUAUUGGGAUUGUCUGUAAGGAAGUGCACCUGAAUGGAUGAUGAAUUAUUUACAGUCUGUUCAGUACCUGGCACAUGAAUUUAAAUAUAACCACAAGAAAGGGUAAAAAAAAUAAGGGCAGAACAAGAAUAAGGUACUUUUGGUUAAUGUCAAAGACCAAUAUGCUACAAUAUCGUUUUACUUUUUAGCAUAAUUGCUUCAUCUUAUGCACUUAUUAUACUGAUAGGUAAGAUUUGGCACAUUUUUUAAUGGACAUUGUAGUCAAGUGACUGAACUCCUGCUUUAUAUUCACAAGGCUGUAGGAUUGAUUCGUGUUCUGGAGGCAGGCUAUUUGAGGCUUUCCUCAGCUGCUUACUAACAUGCUGGUUUUUGAUCUUCAGAUCAUUUUAUCUUCAGAUAUGCCAUGACCACUUCUUUCCAUAUCCUCCCAUUUGACUGAUCAUAAACUUAGUAGAAUGUGAUAUACAUGAGCUCUGUAGUUGAGAAGGCAUUGUUAAAUUAAUUGCAAAAUAGCCUUAAUAAAAAUGUGAGUUCUAUAUCUUGAACCAAUUGGUCUUGCAGUGGAAAUCAACCCAUGUGUGAAAACUUUGACUGGUACAGCUCUUUGAAAUCUUUAGCUUAACAAGCAUGCCAGUGAAAUAAUGAGAACAGAACCUUUAUGUAGGAUUGCCACUGGUACCACAGCUUAGGGUAAUGCUGAGGCAUCCAUUAUGGUCCUGCACUCCUGGAAUGCACAUGAUUUGGAUAAGUAACUUUGUGGUACAUUAGAGUUGCCAAAUGUGUUCUUUGCAACUUUGCAUUCCUUAUUGGUCUGCAUAUUCCAGUAAGGCGGUGCCAACAUUGAAUUAACAAUAUUAAUAACAGCAACAGUUGGUCUGUACAUUUUGCUGAUUUCUUUUAACACUGGUAUUACAACAGUAUUGUUUCAUUUCUUUUAUUAUUUUUAAAUGUGCUAUGUAUGAGUUUUCUUGUGAGUUAGUAGGCUGUCGUGGGUUGGCUUAGGAAUGUAACCACCAUUUAUAAGAUUAUAUCUGUGGGAAAUCGAGUUCCACACAAAGUUUUGAAAUGUAACUUGGGUAUGUCGUGUAUCUUCAGAAAAUAUGCAACUUUGUUAAGGUAAUCUUUGUAACAAAUCUUGGUGCCAAUAUAAAAUCUAUGUUUAGACUCCAGUUUAAUCGUGAUUAAUGAACCUUGUCAAAGUUCAUUUCAAUAUGAAAAAAAGAGGAAAAAUGGGAGUCUAUCAUUAUUUGUCUGUUAGUGCUAUCACUCACCAAGUAUUGAUUUAUUGAGCACUUAAGAGUGUCAUUUUAAAUGUCUAUGAAUGUCUGAUCAUUGGAGGUGUUUUUAAAUAUAAAUUAAUUUAUUCUGUAAAAUUACCUCUAUGUAACGUAAUUUUCCCUGUACCAUUAUGUCAACAAUCAUAUUUCAGCCUCUAGGUGGCUUUUAAUGUAUGUAAAUACAAAUACUAUAUGGUAUUUGGUUUGUUGUAAAGAUUGUGUAUGCAAGACUCUCUUCAGCAUUCCAAAAUUACCUUGUAAUUAAUUUUUAAAAAUGUAAUUUAUAACAGAAUAAAUGAUUUGAAGUUUA